Pangasianodon hypophthalmus (striped catfish) is the source of this 7182-nucleotide messenger RNA. RefSeq names its product post-GPI attachment to proteins inositol deacylase 1 (gene pgap1). The transcript has 26 exons. Gene Ontology annotation, cellular component: endoplasmic reticulum. The coding region runs from base 263 to 3082 and encodes 939 amino acids. Gene Ontology annotation, biological process: endoplasmic reticulum to Golgi vesicle-mediated transport; GPI anchor metabolic process. Gene Ontology annotation, molecular function: phosphatidylinositol deacylase activity. NCBI's taxonomy places the organism in Eukaryota, Metazoa, Chordata, Actinopteri, Siluriformes, Pangasiidae. The record is from RefSeq and is a predicted model, not a curated record.
UCUCUCUCUCUCACACUUCCGGGAUGUUUUGCGCUCUGUGUGUUGAUUAGCUUAAAGCCCGCCUCUUCUCGUUUUUAAUUGGUCGAGCCCAAGUCGUUAACCUUCACUUGGUUGGCUAGGAGCGCUGCUAGUUUAGUGACGUCAUUUCCGCAGACGGCGUCUCCUAUUGGUCCGAACAGGGCGUGUGUUUUUCAAUGGGGGCGGAAAAAAUGGAGAGGCGAUACAGGCGAGUGUGAAGUGCAGACACCGAGCUGCGGGAGAGAUGAAGGCGCUGAUUUACGGGCUCCACGCCGCGGCUCUCGCGCUGCUGCUGACCGGGCUGCGCGAGCUGCUCUUCGGCUUCGAGGAGAACCGGUGCAGCAUGACCUACAUGUUCGAGUACCCCGAAUACCGACGCGUCCAGCUCCCGCGGCGUGUGGCACGUCAGUACCCUGCCUAUGGACUCUACCUGUACGGUGAAGGUCUGUACGCUCAAGAAACUCGAAAUCUCAAACUCAGUGGUGCUCCUGUGCUCUUCUUACCUGGAAACGCUGGCAGCUACAAGCAAGCUCGAUCUCUGGGGUCUGUGGCGUUGAGGAAAGCCGAGGGGUUGGAUGGAGGGAUCCACCUGAACGUCUUCACCAUCGAUUUUAACGAGGAGCUGGUGGCCCUGUACGGCGGAAGCCUGAUCCGGCAAACUCGCUUCCUCCAUGAGAGCAUCAAGGUCAUCCUACAGCUUUACAAGAACCAUCCAGAUCCUCCGAGCAGUGUGGUGUUGGUGGGUCACUCUAUGGGUGGUGUGAUCGCACGAGCUCUGUUCUCCCUCCCUCGCUUUAAUCCUCGCAUGGUCAGCCUCAUCCUCACCCAGGCCUCUCCUCACCAGGCGCCUGUUCUCUCCUUGGAUCCUUUCAUACUCGAUUUCUACUCGUCUGUCAGGCGGCGCUGGAGUGCCAGAGCAGAGGAUUUGCGUAACGUGACCGUGUUGUCUGUGGGCGGUGGAUACCGUGACUAUCAGGUUCGCUCAGGCCUGACCACCUUGACCUGCCCUGCGGAUGACCUGAACAAGAUGGCCGUCGUGGUGACUGCUGUUCCCAGGACAUGGGUGUCUACAGAUCACCUGUCCAUCGUGUGGUGUAAGGAGUUGGUGCUGGCCACAGUGCGGGCGUUCUUUGACCUCAUUGAGCCUGAAACAGGGCAGUUCACAAAGGACACUGAGAAGAGGAUGUCUGUACUGAAUCAUCACUUCAUUCGCCACCCAGUACGGCUCCCUGGCGAGCAAAUCAACACCCCUGUCAGCUUCUCAGGCACUCUGGAGGCCUGGAGUGAAGUGAACACGCUCCGUCUGUUCUACAGCGCUCCCAAGGAAGUUCGAGUUCAGUACUUCCUGUUUGCGCUUUCCAGCAGGAGGAAAGCCUACACGCACUUUUACUGCCGCAACAGCAACCUGGAAAUGUCCAACUGGCUCUUUGGCUGCACCCAGAUGAACGGCUCCAUGUGUCUACAAGCAGUGGAUUUGUCCCUCAGAACAGAACUUCUUCCAGCUUAUAAGGUCCUAACCGUGAAAUUGAGUGAGCUGUCUGCCGUAUCUCAUCUGAUCAUCGAUGCCUCAAACCCCAACGCACGACAGUUUAUAGUGGAGUGCGAGUGGCAGAGAGAGGAAAGCCUGACUGUCCCAGUGCCUGUCCCUCAUGUUCUCUCUUUCGGUUUGACAGUAAAUGAUGUCACCAUCAACUCAUCCGGGCUACUGCACACGCUGCAACUGCAACACUUUCACGAGGUUUAUCAGGCCUUUAAAAUCACAGUAAGCAGCCAGUGCAAGGUCACCAAAGAAAGACUGCCCAGUAUCUACAGAUUAAAGGUGCCGUGGUUUCGAGAAGAUUCCUUCGUCACUGCAGGCAUUCCCGCAGUCACAGAGAUUAGUGGCAUGCUGCACACCAGUCGCCAAGACAACACCUCAAGUGCCCUCUUACAGCUCCACACUGCCCCCAACUGCCACUACAAGAUCUCAGUGCGCGUCUCCUUCACUAAAGUGCUCGGACAGAUCCUGCGUUUCUGUGGACCUGCCUUGCCUGUGUACGUGGCUGUGGCGUUGCUGCUCGCUUUAAAGAGUCAGCUGUCUUGUGUCCUGCGAACGGGUCGAGCCGUGAACACGAGAGACACUGUAGCUAAAAGUUUACAGCUACAUAAACUAGAGCCUCCUGUCCUGCUGCUGCACCUGUUCCUCAGGCGAGGCUGGUUUCAGGAAGGCUGGUCUGCUCUAGGUCUCCCUGCAGUAGACCUCUUGCCUCUAACCCCUUUGGAAGACGUAUCCCAUGAUGUAGUGGGGCCUGGGAAGGACUGGCCCCGCCUUGUUUCACCGCUGCUGUGCAUUCUGGGUGCUGCAGUGGCAUUUUGGGGAAGUGCUGUUCUCAGCAUGUCUUUACGCGCCCUGUCUUUCCUCUUGGCUCCACUGCACAGGCCUUCAGUCUCUCGCCACUGUGGCACCCUUCAUCUUCCCACUCAGAUCCUCCUCAUCCUCAGUCUGACUGCGCUGGGCGGAGUCACCUGCGGAGCCCUGUCAGUCACCGCCGGCUUUCUGCUCCACCUCUACCGGGUUCUACGAUUACAGAUGACCGAGAGGUCUUUAAGUCACAUGCUGAACCUGGCACCACAAAGUAUGCAGAACACAGAGAAUGGCUGCAGCGCUAGUGAAGGCCAGAGGAAGCAUAACGAAUGUAAUGGCACCCCACUCCUAUGUGAGUCCUCACUACAGGAGGUCAGAGAUGACCUGCAGCUUCACCUGAACAUGUCUGCGCUGCUUACUCUGCCUGUGAUGCUCAGCGCACCCUCGCUCAUCUACUGGAGCCGAAACUUCAGAUAUUCGGCUCAUCUGGAUCCAGACCCAUUCUGGCCACACACACUGCCUCUGCUCAUCGCCUCUGUGCUACUCGUCAACUGCAAUACGCUCACUCUGAGCCAAAGUAAGCUGAUGCUGUGGCCGACUACGCGCCUGCUGCUUCCUCUCAGUGUAGCCAUGUUGACCUUUUCUACUCUUCAUCUGUAUCGGGUCACUCACUUCCUGUCUGCCGCUCUGACGCUACUGGCGGCUUCCUGUUACCUUUGACCUCGUCUCAACCCCCAGACCAGACCAAAACAGCCUUAGCAUGUCUUUGCAUUGGCGAUUCUCUCACAGUGAUUGCAGUGGAGUUAAAUCACGUGGUUGGUCAUGUGACAUGCUGCUGAACAGGGUAACUGAGUCCCAUACAGAGUCACGCUGUCUCUAUUUCUUAACAUUUUCUCUUUGGGUUUGUGCGUUCCAUAUACAUGGAAUCAGCUGACCAGCACUAGGCUCAGCCCGCUUAUUCUGCCUUUGUGUUUCUUUGCUUCUGGUUGUGUGCCUGUGUGUCUAGCCUUAAAUCAUUUUAGCAUCCAGUAUGUGAUUAUUUGUUUUGGGAGCUAGCGUGUCUUACCUAGCACAUCAUGCUAAACAGCACCAGUGAAGCACCUUCACCCACUUGGUGGCAGUGCGUUCUUUAUUAUCUGACAGUCUGAAAUGUGGAAUUAAGAGACGAGCACAACAGCCUUCCGAAGAUAAAAAAUCUCAAAGGACUAUUCUUUAGAUCAACAAAUCCUGCAGUGUUAUAAACCGCUUACAUCAUGCCUUUUCUUAAAUGGAAAAACAUUUUGGCAAAAAAUAAAUUUUCACAGUUUCUCCAAAUUUACCUCAGAUGUAGUUAGUAGAUCAGCCAGGACACGAUGGCCGAUGUUUUGCUCUGGAGCUAUGACCUGAAUGUGGCUGACAAGGAGUGAAAACCUGUUUUACCCAAAAUCUUUUUCAUAAAUGUCUGCAUCCAGUUCUUCAUUGCUAUUAUGCAAUCUCACAUGUAAUUUAUAAACACGAACAAAACUUCACCAUGUAGCUGAACACUGAGAUGUUAUGGAGACGGCCAUCUUGGAAAAACAGAAUCAGUUUCUUUCUAAGAACACUUGGUAUCAUUUUGCCCACCUGUACAGCUAAAGAUUCAAGAUUCAAAGAACUUUAUUAAUCCCAGGGGGAAAUUGCUUAAAGUGAUGCAUUGAGAAAAUUUAAUAACCUUACGUAAUGAUAUAUCCAGGUUUGUGGACAUAUUUCAGGAAAACUUUUCAGUUGAAACAUUUGGAGCCUUUUAACAUCAGUACAAAACUAAAGAAGCGAACGUCGGGAAACUUGACCAAUUGAUUUUGGGUAAAUGGAGAAACUAUGUUUAAAGAGAAAUCUUUAACAGGGAUCUUUAUAGCUUCCUCCACUUUUCACUGCUAGCUUUUCACUGUCAUAUUGCUAUUUCCACUGCAAUGUAGGAUUUUAAUUUUUUUUUUUAGGUUUGAAGAGUACACCUACAUGUACAGUAUUUAUUUAUAAGAAUAAAAGGCCCUUUAUUAUUUAGGGCAGGACUUUUGUCCAUUCCUGAAUGUGUCUAGGUGCCUGUGUUGAAGACACAUUAAAGCCAUCUUUAGAUGCUUUAGAGUGUGUACAAAGUGAAGUAAUUGUAGUAAACUUGUCAGUAGUGCUCGACAUUACUCUUUAGACAGAGUGGGCUGCCACUGCAGGAUCUCUGCUGUCACUGUGUGUUUAGAAUUAGCACACGCCAAAUCGUCCCAUUCACUCAUCCAAUCAGAUCAAUCAGAUUGAGAUCCAGUGCCUUUCUUCAUGUCCUGUUCACCAAUAAGGACAGAUCAAUGAUUGUCAAUCAGACCAGCAUUCAUGAUUUGCUUCAACACUCCAUUCUCUCAGAAAUAGGAAAUUUCUCUGUUACGUAGGACCAAGUUCCCCUUCUCUGAGGAACGACAUGCUGGUGUGUCGCCUGCACUGUGAAUGUAUCUACUCUGUGUGUGUGUGUGUGUGUGUGUGUGUGUGUGUGUGUGUAUACCUGGAUGCUAAUCAGUGUUGCUGUGUGCUUUCUUCUUUGAUGUGGUGAAAUCUAAAUGCAAGCAGGUUCCUUUUUUAGCGAAAAUUUUGCCUAGAAGUUUUGUAUAGAUGUGGAUGUUUGUGAUUUUUUUUUUUUUUUUAAAGUGGUGUACACUGUGACAUGCUGUGAUUGUGAUGUAUUUCUACACCAUCAGGUCUGACUAUGGCAUCACCAUUUUAUGUGGUGAAGAAUAAAAUGUACACAAUUUCAAGCAAAAAUGCAGUCAAUCAGCCGAGACAUUGAUUAAUCAAACCAGUGUUUGAUUAAUUAGUGUUGCAAUGGAGCUAAGACACUAAUGUAACUAAUAGAAUUCUGCCUCAAACCACAUCUAAGUCACACAAGCUUGUUGAUGUGGAUUAGGACACAGUGCAACUUCUAUAAAUAUGAACAAAACCUCACAGUGUAGCGAAACACUCAUAGUGGAUGGCCCUCUUAGGGAAAAAAACAGAGUCAUUUCUCUCCUGUAAGCCCCGCCUCCCAAACCUUGAAUGUGGAGGACGUUAUGGUAAAUGUGAUGUGGAUGAUAAUAUGGUCUUUAAACAUAAAUGUGUAAAUAUGGUCUUUCCCAACUAUAUUACAGAAGUGUUUAUUAAAGUUGAGAUUACGUAGCUUAACAAUGCUAUUUGAGAACCAUGCAUACAAAGUAUUAAAGAUUUCCAGAUUGAUUAUUCCAUUAGCUCUGGUGUAAAACUAAAGGAGUAAACAUCAGACACCAAACAUGUCUCGGCUGAUUGACUGCAGUCUGAGUAUAGAAGAAAUUCUGCAAAUUCAAACUAUUCCUUUAAUAAUUUGUUGCCAUGUGCUCACUAAAAUAAGCUGUUUUGUGUGGAAACAGGUCCUGCUCUUGCAUAUUGUAGGAAUCUAGAGGAAAUGUGUGUAGUUGUGCUCCUGCAGCUCGACCACUAUUUCGUCCCCAAUGUAAAAAGGAACGGUUCAUAAUUAAACAUCUAGCAAGAUCUGUUCUGUCCCCAAAUGUCAUUGGUAGGGACUCGGGUUCUUUACAAAUAUUGGUAUUUUAGUGUAAUAGUCGAAUUUGGUAACUACUAAAGUAGGCUAGAGUUUGGUCUAAUACACAACCAACAACACAUUUCCUGGAGUGAGCCUUCCCUUUUACACCAGUGUAGCUUUAACUCUUAACAUUACAAACAGAUAAAGCAAUAUGUCAGGUAGGAAGCGGUUGGAAUUAAAGCUGCAAGCUUCCUGGUCUGAAACAGAUGAAGGAAGUUGAAGUAAUUAGUGUGCAUAGAGAAUAGUUUGAUUUAUUACUGACUCGACUCGCAGCUCACUGCCUCAUGAACCAAAAUACUGUUGUGGCAUACCAAAAUUAGAUUAGAGUGGACAAAGCCUGCCAUGUGGACGACUUCAUAUAACUGUAUUAACCUGAAUGUAUGUGGGGGGUUUUUUCCAUAAAAUUUGGCUGGUUAGGUCGUGGUUAUAGUGUUCAUUUAUAAUAAUCUGAUGGGUUUUUUGUCAUUGUUGGUUUCUCAGUUAUACUUUCCUUACACCACUUUUUCAUUUUUUUAAUAAGUUUGGUAAUGUCUAUUGAACUAAGGUAUUGAAUCGAUCACCCCAUGUACCUUGUUUAAGCUUUGUGUUUACAGGACAGUAGUAAUGUAUUAUUCUCAUGAACAAAUUAGACACAGAACAUGUACAGAUUGAAAGCUUGAGUUGCUUUUCUUGAUGGAAUAAUAUUUUGUGCUAACAGACAGUGAAAAGGCCUUUUCCUUGUGCCGCUCUGUGCUAAAGCAGUAUCUGUACAUAAGUACACAAUACUCUCCAUGUCUAAAAGCUAACUAGUGCUUUAUUAUUAUUUUGGUCCACAAACGAAACACUCUUUAAGCUACAGCACUUGUGGUUAUUGUUGUCUUAAUGCAGUGACUAAACCUUUAAUUAUUUGUUGUUAGCCAAGAACACUUAAUGAAUUGUUAUUUGAUGUGAUAUCGUAAAUGCUGCCAAUGACAGAAUAAUAAUUAAACAUGAUUGUUCUUUUUCAAAAGGUUUCUUGUAAAGGAUUUAUUGCUAUUUAGUGCCGGGCAGUUUAAGGGAGCGUUGUCUAUCAUUUGUUUUAGUACUGAUUUCUUGAAUCUAAUAGAGCGUGUCUGAUCAAACAAUGUAAAUGUUCAAAAUGUAGAGACUUUAUAUAGUCGUGUAAUUAAUCAAGUGCAAGGCUACUGCUGAUUGUUGCCAAGGUCGAGUGACCAAGCGAACUUUGUUCAUUCUCAGGAUUUAAAAUGUUGUGUUGUGGAGCUGUGUGGUGGCUUUUAUUUUAUUGUAUGUG